This is a messenger RNA of Laetiporus sulphureus 93-53, 620 nucleotides long. RefSeq lists its product as uncharacterized. Lineage: Eukaryota; Fungi; Basidiomycota; Agaricomycetes; Polyporales; Laetiporaceae. The record is from RefSeq and is a predicted model, not a curated record. The transcript has a single exon. The annotation marks the transcript as partial.
GGAUGCUUCCAUUCGUGAUGCACGGAUGGCAACACGCCAAUCGAUGACCGCGGUAUAGGCGACAUGGCCACUUGAAACGAUCCGGUGGUAUGACGGGAAUUGCAGUACUGCUCUCUGUGGGGCCGCGCAUACAUGAGUCUGACGCGGCCGUGGUCCGACGCGGCCACAGCUCACCUCCGCAGAGGGUCGGUGAGGUGCGUGAGCGCGGGGUACUAGUGGGAUUUCUGAUUUUCUGUGAAACGUCAGAUGACACUCCAAAUGCAAUUGGAAGACGAUGGCUGAUUGGUAGAUCAUUUACAUCGCUCCACGACGGGACUGUGAAAAGCAUGAGGCCCGAGACCGGAAACGCUUGCCAGAAGACUGUGAGAAGCUUGUUCCACAUCCGGACAGCGCAGAUCUCGGAGAACCUUGAAUGAGAUAAUAAUCCGAGGGCGGAAGAGGAAUGGGCAAUUCAGCGUGCACAGCCGCGGAAAACUCGAGGCCCACUUGCACAUCAGUCGUCAUGCAGAUGGAACGGACUGAAUAGAUAGGCGAGAUGGGUUAGGUUACAUUAAACCAGGCAGAACGAAGUGGCUUCUUCUCGGAAGUCCGUUCUGGCGUUGCAUAGUGGACAAAUAUGG